Molecule: messenger RNA, 5748 nt
Organism: Silurus meridionalis
Lineage: Eukaryota; Metazoa; Chordata; Actinopteri; Siluriformes; Siluridae
Gene: epb41a
Product: erythrocyte membrane protein band 4.1a
Exons: 24
Coding region: 309-3125 (938 amino acids)
Biological process (GO): cortical actin cytoskeleton organization
Cellular component (GO): cytoskeleton; plasma membrane
Molecular function (GO): actin binding; structural molecule activity
Source: RefSeq, a predicted model, not a curated record
UCCUGUUUUUACUAGAACCAAAACACCGAGUGUGAUAAAGGGGUGAAGAUUGUUUUACACCUGGGCUCCAGUGUCUCAAGCUGUUCAAGGAGACAGUGUUUUGAAGUUUUAUGUGAACUGUUUUUGUCCUCCUGGAGGAAUUAAAAGGACAGGCGCCAUUUUCAAUGCCUGCACUUCGGCAGAUGGUGAUGAGUGAGGAUUAUGAAUUGGGAGAUUAUCCCCGGUGAAGCAGUGAGUCCGGUGCUCGGUGUCUCCUCCGUGGGCGUAUGGAACUGUAGGAGGUGCGAUGUGAAAGGACACAGUCACGUAUGGACAAUGUGGUUACCAUGACGACAGACAAAGCAAGUAGUGGACAGAAGAAGCAGGUCUGUGAGCAGCAGCAAGAAGAUGGAGAGGCUGGAGUGCAAGAGCCUGACCCUAUACAACCCCUUCCAGACAGACCCUCCAGCCCACCAUUAAUUCCGGGAGGCUUGGAGGAAGCUCAGCAGUCAAAAUCACGGCAGCACAACUCGAGUGGGCGUGGCCUCUCACGCCUGUUCUCUUCUAUCCUGAAGCGACGAUCGCAGUGCUCAGAUGACGAGGGGGUCAAGGUGGAACAAGGUCAAGAGAAAGAUAGUCAGUUGGACCCCAAAGCUCCGAUUGCAGACCCCGAACCUGAGCUGCGCAUUGAAGGAGAUGCAGCGCUGGAUCUGCACUCCAUCAGCAGUUCUGAGAACCAGGUUAAAGUGGACCAAAAAGACACAAUCGAGGGUGACGAAUUAAAGGUGGAGAAACAGGAAAAGAAAGAAAAGAAGCAAAAGAAAGAAGAGACGAAUAAACACAGAGACAAGAAAAAGAAAAUGGAGAAAGCAAAAACUAUUGAGAAAAAAGAGAAGAAGGAGAAAAAGAACAAAGACAAGCUGAAGAAAGAGAAAAAGGAGAAUGACUCAGAAGAAGAUAAAGAGGUAGUGGAGCAGCUUGAAGCUGGGGAUGAGGAGGUGGAAGCAGCAGGAGCAGGAAAAAUGGACAGGGAGGGAGAACGAGGGAGAAAGGAAAAGACUGCUGAGGAGGAAGGAAAGGCUCUUAAAGGUCAACGCAGACCCAGGGUCUUGCACUGCAAAGUCACGCUACUGGAUGACACCCUUUUUGAAUGUGAACUGGAGAAACACGCCAAAGGUCAGGAGCUGUUUGCAAAAGUAUGUGACCACCUGAAUCUGCUCGAGAAGGACUACUAUGGCCUUGCUAUCUGGGAAACACAAGCGAUUAAGACAUGGCUCGACUUUACCAAGGAGAUCAGAAGGCAAGUGCGAGGAAUCAGCUACGAGUUUACGUUCAAUGUGAAGUUUUAUCCACCUGAUCCUGCCCAGUUAUCCGAGGAUAUCACAAGGUAUUAUGUGUGUCUCCAGCUGCGCAAGGACAUCAUGAGUGGCCGUUUGCCCUGCUCAUUCGUCACUCUAACGUUGCUGGGUUCUUAUGCACUGCAGUCUGAACUGGGGGAGUAUGACCCUGAGGUCCACGGAACAGACUAUGCCAAGGAGCUCAGACUUAUCCCAAAUCAGACAAAGGAACUUGAGGACAAAGUCAUGGAACUCCAUCGCACGUACAGAACCAUGAGUCCUGCUCAGGCUGACAUGAUGUUCCUGGAGAAUGCUAAAAAGCUGUCCAUGUAUGGUGUAGACCUGCACCAGGCUAAGGAUCUAAAUGGAGUGGAUAUCAUGCUAGGUGUGUGCUCCAGUGGUCUCAUGGUUUAUAAAGACAAGCUGCGGAUUAAUCGUUUCCCAUGGCCAAAAGUGCUGAAAGUCUCCUACAAACGUAGCAGCUUUUUCAUCAAGAUACGUCCAUCUGAGCUGGAGCAUUAUGAGAGUGCCAUCGGCUUCAAGCUGCCCAGUUACAAAGCUUCUAAGAAGCUUUGGAAGGUGUGUGUAGAACACCACACCUUUUUCAGGUUGACGUCUACUGAAGCUGCAACCACACCCAGAAAGCUCCUGGCCCUGGGUUCCAAAUUCAGGUAUAGUGGCCGUACUCAGGCUCAAACACGGCAGGCUAGCUCCAUGAUCAACCGCCCCGCACCUCACUUCAAGCGCUUUGCCGGUAAAAUGGCCUCUCACAGCUUAGAUGGAGCAAUGGUUUCCACCUUGAACAAGGCAGCACGUCCUGUCAGUGCUCCAAUCAUGUCUCCUAUUUCUAUUGGUGAUCCAAGUCCUUCCAUAUUGACAUCAGCCAUACAGGUGGAGCACAAAGACUUGGUGACACCCACAAGUCUACCAUCUCACUCAGGAGAGAACAAGGUUGAGGUAAAAGCAGAGAGCUAUGUGACUGGGAGCUUCAAAAUGCAAAGUGUUGCACUUGAGGACACAUCUGAGAUCAAGAUGGUUCUCCGGCGUGAGUGGCGGCACCGUGAUGCCUUGGCAGUGAAGACCACUAAAGGGGAGAAAAUGAAUCAGCCCCCAGAAGUGACGGUGCGAAUGCGCAAGAAAAGGGCCAAAAAACUGGAGGGUGAAACUCUUUAUACCAGACAUAGUAAUUUAAUGUUGGAGAAUCACUUUGCAUGCACAAUUUAUCUCAGUCAUUCCAAAGACCUGGAUAAGACUCAAUCAGGGAUUAUGCGUCACCACAGCAGUAUCAGCGAGCUCAAGCGCAGCUUCAUGGAGUCUGUCCCAGCACCACGGCCCAGUGAAUGGGACAAACGUCUGUCCACACACUCGCCUUUCCGCACUGCUAACAUUAAUGGUCAGAUGCAGCCUGAUCUGACUCCAGUUGUGAAGACACAUACCAUUACAGUUUCUGAUGUGACCCACUCCCCAGUCAGCGAAACUGCCACCAAUGAGGGCCCGAUAGUGCACACCGAAAUGAAAACCAUUACAUAUGAAUCUGCUCAGCCAGAUGAGAAUGUUGGGAUGCUGCUCAAUGCCCAAACUAUCACCUCUGAGACUUUGAGCACCACAACCACUACACAGAUCACAAAAAUGGUGAAAGGAGGAAUCUCAGAAACCCGGAUUGAGAAGAGAAUUGUGAUUACUGGUGACUCUGAAAUCGACCAUGAUAAGGCUUUGGCUCAGGCGAUAAAGGAAGCGAAGGAACAGCACCCAGACAUGUCUGUUACUAAAGUAGUAGUGCAUCAGGAAACUGAGAUCACUCCAGAGUAACAUUUUACCUUCAUGCAGAAAUCCAUCCCUGAUUCACACACUCACCAGACUGCAUGCUGAAUAUCCAGACUGUUUCCGGGCCUCUCCCCCUGACAGGACAGCAGAUUAACCAGCAGGAUGAGCAUUAUUGAUGACACAUCUCCUGCCUGUUCCACUGCAUUUGACCGUCUACUGGAAUUAUUUUCCUAUAGCACCAUUUUUCUGUAGCACCCCACUCUCUCUCCUUUUCCCUCUCUUUCUCCAGAUUGCAACUAGUUCUUUCAUUGUUCUCAAAUUGUUCUAGUGAAGCGCCGACGUGGCUUUUAUUGACAUUUUAAAUGUAGAUUUUAGUGGGUUUGAUAAUACCGUAGGUUUUUAAAACAAUUUUUCGAGACAUGUACUGUGGGGUUUUGUGUGGGCUUCUUCACAGGACAGCAGCAUCUGAAAUCAAUUUUGUGUCUUUUUUUCUUCUUUUACGGAUUAUUAAUUAUUGUGAACACAUUCUUCUCCUUCUUCUUCUCUUUCUUCUUGUUAAUAAUUAUGAUCAUUGAAAAAACAUGUCUUCUCUUUAGGUUUCACUUCACGUCAACUCAAACUCUUUUGUCACAAAUAGUAUUGUUUAUUGGGACAGAAGAAAGCAGACAAACAGUGAAACUAUUUUUCUGUGUAUUUUCUGUACCCAUUUGUGUGUGCUUUAGAUUCUCCUCUGUUUUUUUUACAUGCAGUUUUUAUGUAAGAUGUAUUUUACCUCUCCUAACUAACAAAUGCGAUGAACAUCAUUUGGAUAGACCAGUGUGCAUGUGCACACACACUCACACGCUGAGACCUUCCAACACUCAGGAUGUGAAUAUUUGCUAUAUAAUUGUUGUAUAGCCAUCAUUUCAUCUCUUCUUCUUGACAUCAUCAACAUUAUGAAGGUAUUCAGAGCUACAUACAUGUCCUCUCUCCUUUAAAGCUGAUGACAGACAAGUGAACGUCGGCUGCGCAAGAGUGUACUUUUUCACCAGCCAUAGGAACUGGUUCAUGUACAAAUCCAGGUGUCUUUGGGACAGUUUUUGCCAUUGACCUCGUAUAAAUCAAAUGAUUCGUACACCUGAGCCCUCCACAUUCACCUCUUAAACAUUGCCCCACACCACUAGGUACACAGAAUUUGCCCAUUAAAGGCAGGGGCCAUUGAUGAGACAGCUGAAAAUAUUUAAUCUGUGACCCUCUGACCACUUUUGCAUGAUUAGAAACUGACCCCUCUUACCCAGUUUGGCAGUAGAAUAUAUUAUCAGGACAAAGUGUUCUCAUCUGUAUUCUGUAUUGUCCAGAAUCUUGUUCUUUUUGUAAAUUGACUAGGCCAGAAAGGUCCCUCAAAGCCUUCCCCUUUUGCAUGCUAAGACAGUGCUCCCCAAGGACGCACACUUUCUGAAUUUUACUAUUCGGAGAUUUCAUUCUGUGCUCGGAAGAAGAAUCAAAGAAAUGAUGGCUGUAUGUCUUCAUGUCUGUGUUGGAAAGUCUCAGCAGUGAUGUGCUAGGGACUUGAAUGAGUACUCAUGCAUAUGCUUCUGGCCAAAUGGUAUAGUUUCAUUUAUUCAUUCAAAUACAAUAUUUUACUUAUAGUUUGUCAUUACAAAAUAAAUGAGCAAAUUUCAGGAAUUUCAGGAUUCAGUGUUUUUUGGCUUUACUGUUUAGAAAAUUGAUGGCUACAAUUAAUGUGUAAAACCUGUGCAUAAUAUAGAAUCAACGUUUUUAGCUUAUUCACGAAUUGAUUCUGUUUUGAAUGGUGUAACAGUUUGUGAACAAGCUGAAAAUGUUGAUUCAUUACAUAAUGGAAGCUCUGAACAAUGCUGGAUGUAAUAUCUAUAGCAGGGCCUGGGAGAUUCAGGCCUGUAGCAGCAGUAAAUGAGCUUGAAUCUUAGUCUUUCUUAGGAGUUUGGAUGAUCAGUGGAUUAUCACUCUUUAAGCUAAUGUGCCAGUGAAUUUACUCAAAAAACGGCUUACGGGAUUGGAUAAAGUCAAGAGCAGCCUGUGGCUCCAAAAGUACUUUUUCACACAGUACUGUUUACAUCAUAAUGCUGCAUUUUCUUUCCAUUACAGUAAAGCAAAAAAAAAAAUGUUUAGCAUUGGCUUUAUCGUCUUUGAAAUACUUUCAAUGAACAAAUACUACACAACCAGCUCAGUGUUUUUUUUUGUUAUGAACAUUUCUGGUCUGUUCAACCCCUAGCAUGUGCACAUGCACACUUUAUACUGACCGCCCCUGAGCGUUAGAGAUCAAAAAAUGUGUUCACUAAACCUCAAAUUAGCAGAAUUAGAGUCGUGUUUUGAUUAAAGCAACUCAAUGGUGCUCAGUGUUCCUUGUGUAUAAAAUCUUUUCCACUAUAAUUUAUGUACACACCUUGGCCACUUGUUAUUCUGACAUCCUCUAUUUUUGUCCUUUCUGUUGCUGCCCCUGAAAAUGAAUUAAAAUCCAACACAGUUUUUUUUUAUAUUAUGAUAUAAAUAGGAUUUUGUAUUAAAAAAGUGUUAUGUACUUUUCAGUGUUUUGUCUUUUCAUUGUGAUGCUCCUACCUUUCCACUCCUUGUAUUUUACAAUUUUAAUGUAAUUUUUCUAUUCCUUCUUAUUUAGCUUGUACACUGAAUAAAUUCAAAUUCAGUCCCA